This is a messenger RNA of Baudoinia panamericana UAMH 10762, 1661 nucleotides long. RefSeq lists its product as uncharacterized. The transcript is spliced from 3 exons. The record is from RefSeq and is a predicted model, not a curated record. Gene Ontology annotation, cellular component: RNA polymerase transcription factor SL1 complex; RNA polymerase I core factor complex. Bases 69 to 1490 code for a protein of 473 amino acids. NCBI's taxonomy places the organism in Eukaryota, Fungi, Ascomycota, Dothideomycetes, Mycosphaerellales, Teratosphaeriaceae. Gene Ontology annotation, biological process: RNA polymerase I preinitiation complex assembly; nucleolar large rRNA transcription by RNA polymerase I. Gene Ontology annotation, molecular function: RNA polymerase I core promoter sequence-specific DNA binding.
UCGCGGGCAUCAGCAGGCUUCGGUAGUCCUGCGCCUGCCUAUACUCCCAUCGAAAAGUCGCUAACAGCAUGUCCAGCGCGGUACACAGAUUGCAGAAGACACUGGCGAGUUCGUUGUCACUGGUAGAAAGGCAAGGCGGAAAGACUCUGACGCAGAGUCUACCACGACCCAAGAAUCUCCCGGAAGAGCUUGAGUCUCUUGUACGCGACCUUUGGGCGUUGCGUCUGCAGAAGCUACAGAACCGGGUCUUGUACGACACGGAAUCGGAGACAGAAACCCAAUCCCAGCAAGUGUUCAGCUCGCAGUCAGAGGGAGAUACAUCGGCUUCCGAGUCCUCGCAUGCCAGCCGCAGACGGAGCGCAAAGAAAGCAAAAGGCACGCCGAAUCUAUCAGACCUACUAGCCCUCUGCUACGUGGGCACGCUACUGCUGCGUGAACCCGUCACCGUCGCUGACCUCCACGGAUGGGUUACUCAUGGAGAACUGUUGUAUUACCGUGCUGCCAAGGAGGUUCCGUUGGACAUGAGAGAGCGCCUUCCUCCAACAUAUCAGGACCAGUUCGAGCCGCAUCAUGUUGGACCUGCGCAGAAAUUGCACCAGAACGUUGUCGAUACGCUAAAGGUGCUUGACGACAGCUUUGGCAUGGCAAUGCCGCCCAUCAACCACCCGCUGAUAUUGUAUCGGUGGGUUCGUGACCUCUCAUUACCGAUCGAGAUCUUUGCUGCCACGACAAACUUAGCCCGUGCGCUCGAGCUCGACUUCGCUUACAGGCUGGACGUACCUCCAGCCACGAAAGGAGUUGAGCUUCGCUUCCCCGAGCUUAGGCUGAUGACUCUGUUGGUUGCCGCGACAAAGCUGCUGUACCCUUGUGAUGAGAUUGCACGCUAUAGUACGUCAGCCACCAACGUAUCUGCAAUAUCCAUGGACUGGUCCGCCUGGGCAAAUUUGCAGACGUUUGACGACCGAACUGAUCGCCACGACGAGCCGCCUUUGCCUUUUCAGACUGCCGUUGGGUUCGGUAACGCCGACAUUCUCGCUGCAUCCGAGCAGCAGCUGGACGGUUACUUGGACUGGUUUGAACACAACUUGGCUAGCGAAGACAUACGUGAGACCAGAAAGGCUGGUAAGGAUAUUGAGCUACGGCGAACGCUCUUUGGCAUGUUUCCAGCGCACGGUGUCGACGCGGCGUCCACCGAGCGUGCCGCCGUUUCUGCUGCUCAAUCAGAUGAUGUGUCGGACAGACUGAGACGGUCUCAAACUCUGCUAAGAUCGAGACCUACGAUCAAGGUCAUGGGAUCCGGAGACAUGAAAGAGAUUGGCAGUUUCUACCGCCGUUUCAGGAGUGUCGACGAACUUGUAGGUCCGGUCAAAGUGUUGUACCAACGGGCGGCCGGACUUGCGGGCUUUUCAUUGGCCGGAAUGGUAAGGGCGGUGGUCCUCGUCGAGCAGAAAAUGCAGAAUAUGGAAGAAAGCAUGAGGAAGCCACGAUGAGUGGAAGUGAUUUAGCCGUCAGACCUGCUUCUUGCAUGUUCAGGUGUUCUGGUAGCAGUCAUCUUGGCGCCAGUUGGGAGGGCGGCUGGCGUCCGUUGCGACUAUAAGAAGGUGGUUAGGUGACGUUGUAAUAAGUAUGUAUCAAAAUAGCAUCGUCAGGUCGCAAUCUCG